Molecule: messenger RNA, 1607 nt
Organism: Phoenix dactylifera (date palm)
Lineage: Eukaryota; Viridiplantae; Streptophyta; Magnoliopsida; Arecales; Arecaceae
Gene: PHT3;3
Product: phosphate transporter 3;3
Biological process (GO): mitochondrial phosphate ion transmembrane transport
Cellular component (GO): mitochondrial inner membrane
Molecular function (GO): phosphate transmembrane transporter activity
Source: RefSeq, a predicted model, not a curated record
CACUUUCCUUCGCGAAAAGCUCGAUUUUUCUCACGAGAGCUCCGCUUCCCGGAAGACCACUUCCGCCUCCUCUCUCUCUGUGGCUCCAGAGAAUUCGGAGUUCAAGGGAAGGGGGAUUUCGAGGGGCGGAGGUGGAUUUACUGAAGGGAAAUGGGGGACGGGAAGGCGAUGGGGAUGGGGGAGGGGAAGGGAUGGUGGAAGGGGAUGAGGGUGUUUACGCCGGAGUACUACGCGGUGUGUGCGGUCGGCGGGAUGCUGAGCGCUGGCACGACACAUCUCGCCAUCACGCCGCUUGAUGUCUUGAAGGUUAAUAUGCAGGUGAACCCUGUGAAGUAUAAUAGCAUUUUCUCGGGUUUGAAUAUCCUUGUAAAGGAACAUGGACCCUCAUCCCUUUGGAGAGGCUGGGCUGGAAAAUUUUUUGGAUAUGGUGUUCAAGGUGGCUGCAAGUUUGGGCUCUAUGAAUAUUUCAAAAAGAUGUAUUCUGACGUAUUGGUAGGAUAUAAUAGAAGUAUUAUCUUCUUUAUCAGCAGUGCAUCUGCUCAAGUAGUAGCAGAUGUUGCCCUUUGUCCUUUUGAAGCAGUCAAAGUACGCGUUCAGACGCAACCCAAGUUUGCAAAGGGCUUGAUCGAUGGUUUUCCGAGGGUUUUUGCCUCUGAAGGCUUAUCUGGCUUUUACAGAGGACUUUUACCACUUUGGGGCAGGAAUCUUCCGUUUUCUAUCCUUAUGUUCUCAUCAUUUGAGCACACUGUAGACAUAUUAUACCAUAAUGUUAUCCAAAAGAAAAGGGAGGACUGUUCUAGAGCUCAACAACUUGGCGUAACUUGUAUAGCUGGUUAUACCUCUGGGGCUAUUGGCACCAUUGUUUCAAACCCUGCAGAUAAUAUUGUUGCUUCUCUUUACAAUAAGAAGGCUAACAGUGUCCUGCAGGCUGUGAAGAGCAUAGGAUUUCCAAAUUUGUUUACGAGAAGCCUUCCUAUACGUUUCACACUUGUAGGACCUGUUAUAACAAUGCAGUGGUUCUUCUAUGACACUAUUAAGGUGUUAACUGGAUUGCCAACGAGUGGAGGUCUUGCUAAUGAUUUGGACGAAAUCAACAGCUUAAGUUGAUGUUCUGACUCCAAAGAAUGCUGAUAGAUUAUUUUUGAAAGUCGGACACAAGGGGGCUGCUACCUCCUUCCAUUUUUGCUGAAUCAUGGAAGUGACCGGUAUUUUCAUCAGGUAUAACCAAUAAACUCUUCAGUGGUUGGGCAACCCCCCUGUGAUGAUUUAGAUUAAUUGUCGUUGGAUAUUCUGCUACCAGUCUGCCUAAACUGACAUGCCGACCAUGCAAAAUAUUUUUUGGGGGUCACACCUCUCUUUGCGUUUUAAACAUGCGGUGCUUUUAAGCAACUAUUACAUCAGCUACUUAUCACAGAUUCUGAUAUACAACACUUGUUUACAGUGGUUUAUAUCAUUUAUACACGUGAUCAGUUUAUUCUUUUUCUUGUAAUAAAUGCUCAAUGUAUGUGCUUAUUAUGUGGGGAAGUUGAACUCAUCCAUAUGUAUAUUUGUUCUCCGACACCAUGUUCAGAAUAUUAACCUGUUUUUGUUCUGGCUUGGAGCUGCAA